Molecule: messenger RNA, 2035 nt
Organism: Esox lucius (northern pike)
Lineage: Eukaryota; Metazoa; Chordata; Actinopteri; Esociformes; Esocidae
Product: Glyco_hydro_56 domain-containing protein
Exons: 6
Coding region: 385-1893 (502 amino acids)
Biological process (GO): carbohydrate metabolic process; hyaluronan catabolic process
Molecular function (GO): hyalurononglucosaminidase activity
Source: RefSeq, a predicted model, not a curated record
CGUACGGUCUCUUCUCACUGCUAACUGACACCUCCUCUUCCUGCCCAAAACUAUCUUUCUCUCAAGCUGGUUGUCUAUCAGCUGUGGUCAUCACCCACUACAGUUCACUCUGCUGCCCGUCCACCCAUGUCUUCCUGGCCAAAUAGCGACCUGACUUCCUACCUUCCUGCGUGCCUUGGGGUUUGACGUUUACUGCGGAGUUAAAACACUUGUCUGUGGGGACUAUCUACUGACUUGUGACCAGUUCUGCUGCCUGAGGCCAGGAGAGCAUUACUAACUAGAAUUAAAUGAAUCCCGAAAUAACCUGUCUGUCCGGACCAGCAAAUUAGAGGGCUAUGUCUGGCAGUGAGGACCUGGAGGUGUGGUGAGACAGCACUCAGCUCCAUGGCAGGGACAGAGCUGGAGCUCAGGACAGGACCCAGUGCUGGGCCACACAGAGUCGUACUACCACUCCUUUUCCAGGGAUUGCUGCUCCUUACAUCUCCCUGCAUUGGUGGUCCCCCACAGCCAGCUUGCAGCCCAUUGUUACCUGGGCAGCCUUUUCUAGUACUAUGGGGAAUCCCCAACAAGGUUUGUUCAGGAUGUCCAGACCCAGGAGCUUUUGGGAUGGAGAGGGAGGGCCUUGUGGCCAUGUUUUAUGAAGACACUAUUGGGAAGUACCCCUAUUACACUGACCAGCGCCAGCCUGUGAAUGGAGGCCUUCCCCAACACACCAGACUAGAUGGACACCUCCAGAAGACAGGGGAGGAUUUGGUGGCAGCGCUACCCUCCCCAGGGUACCAGGGUCUGGGAGUACUGCGUUGGGGCAAGUGGUCCCCGCAGUGGGGAAGGAACCGUGAGAAUCAGGGCAUCUACCUGGAAGGGUCCAGGGCUCUGCUUAGGACCUUCUUCCCUGACUGGACUACAGAGGAGCUGGAGAAGUGGUCUCAGGUGGACUUUGAAGCAGCGGCCCAGUCCAUCAUCACAGAGACUCUGAGGGAGGUGAGGAGGCUCCGGCCCAAGGCUCUGUGGGGUUUGUCCCCGUACCCAGACUGCUACAACUCCGUCCCUGGCCAGUUGCUGUCCAACUACACAGGUCGCUGUCCCGCUGCUGAAAUGGCCCUUAAUGACGAAGCCAUGUGGCUAUGGAAACUCUGCUCCGCCCUAUACCCCGCCCUCUCACUGGAGAAGCUCCAGGGCGGGACCUCUGGGGUCAGACUGUACACAUCCAAUCAGAUCCGAGAGGCACUGAGAGUGGCAGGCUUGGCUGGGACCACUUACGACCUUCCUGUGUUCCCAUUAGUCCGAAGCGUCUACACAUCAACCAAUACUUUUCUGUCUUUGGCUGAUCUGGUCAACACUGUUGGUGAGAGUGCUGCCAUGGGUGCAGCAGGGGUAAUCAUCUGGGAUAAAGAUCCAGCUGUCUCCUCUACUAACCCUCAGAGAGCUUGCUCAGAACUGGCGACGUUCAUCCGUGAAGUCCUGGGCCCGUACGCCGUCAAUGUGACCACAGCCGCUCGCCUCUGCGGGGUCUCUCUGUGCCAGGGGCGUGGCCGCUGUGUGAGGCGUAAACCAGAGAGCUCGGUCUACCUGCAACUGCCGCCCCCUAACUUCCUGAUAACGCGGGGGAAGACGGAGGGUGUACAGGCCACAGGGCGGCUGGACCCUGGCGACCUGGAGGCCUGGAAGAGGGACUUUCAGUGCCAGUGGUACGAGUCGCUAGAGGGGGCGGCAGCCGACGAGGAGAACCUCAAGGACAAGGCACAGGACGGGGCACAAGGAACCCUUCCUACCGCACCUACCCCCUUAAGUGAGCUAAACCAGGACACCCCUGUCAUGGACCACAGUGGACCAUCCCUCACCGCACCUGUUCUGCCUCUACUACUGAUUUGGGCCAUAACUCUCCACUCCUAACAUGUCCUGUAAGCGGACAUGACACCUGUAAUUUGGUUUACAAUGUGGCAUUCUCAAACAAUGUAAACAUAUUAUAAAAUGCUAUUGCAUUACAUUUGUGUUCUUACCAUUCAUGUUAAGUCAAGCCUCUUUUCUGUGAAAA